CAUGAUACCUCUCACCUCCACCACCUUCACUACUACAUGAUCCGAGCAGGAUAUUUGCUGCUUCUUUUAAUUCUAACCACCAGCCUGAAUUUCCUGUUUUGAGGAGGACGGAGCUCUUGAAAUGCACAAUCAUCAGAAUCCCCGGACAGUGACUCAGUAGGUUGCACUCGGCGGCGGUUCGGUCUCCUCCACAAGGGCAGCGCAGCGUCUCUCUCCCGAGCGCCUGUUUUCACAUCGUGUACCUUUAAAAGGUUGAACCCCGGCGGUCUGUGAGCAGCGGAUUGUGGCUCCUCUCGGCUCAGCUGUGCGCACCAUCCAGCAGUGACAUGGCACAGAGGCGGUGAGCUGCCAGCAGCCGCAGCAGCAUCCUGCGCCAUGGACGCGCUCCGACGGCCGAAGCGGAGCGCAGCGCUGGACGCGAUCAUGAUGGCCGUGUGGAUCCUUCUGAGCUCGGUGUCUGGACUGAAGGCGGAGGACGACGGAAUGGAAGAACUUGCCACCGAGAAGGAGGCUGAGGAAAGUCACCGACAGGACAGCGUCAAUCUGCUGACAUUCAUUCUGCUGCUGACCUUAACGAUCCUCACCAUAUGGCUCUUUAAGCACAGAAGGGUUCGUUUCCUUCACGAAACCGGCCUGGCAAUGAUUUACGGGUUGCUGGUAGGUGUGAUUCUGCGUUACGGCAUUCCUGCAACCAGCUACCACAAUAAGACGCCUCCAAGCUGCUCGCUGAAGGAAGGACCUGCCAGCACCCUGCUGCUUAAUGUCAGCGGCAAGUUCUUUGAGUACACCCUCAAAGGGGAGAUCAACUCCAGAGAGAUUCACAAUGUGGAGCAGAAUGAUAUGUUGCGCAAGGUGACCUUUGACCCUGAGGUGUUCUUCAACAUACUGCUGCCUCCGAUUAUUUUCCAUGCCGGGUACAGUCUGAAGAAGAGACACUUCUUCAGGAAUCUAGGCUCCAUCAUAACCUAUGCGUUUCUUGGUACUGCCAUCUCUUGUUUUGUUAUUGGGAACCUGAUGUACGGUGUGGUCAAGCUGAUGCAAGUGGUCGGACAGCUGACGGACAAGUUCUACUACACCGACUGCCUUUUCUUUGGUGCCAUCAUUUCUGCCACAGACCCAGUGACGGUGUUGGCCAUCUUUAAUGAGCUCCAUGCAGACGGGGAUCUCUACGCUCUGCUGUUUGGAGAAAGUGUGAUGAAUGAUGCAGUGGCCAUCGUGCUCUCCUCGUCUAUCGUGGCCUACCAGCCCAGUGGCACAAACACUCACAUGUUUGACGCUUCAGCCUUCUUCAAGUCGGUGGGCGUUUUUCUGGGUAUCUUCAGCGGCUCCUUUCUGAUGGGUGCAGCCACAGGAGUCGUCACCGCUCUCGUCACCAAGUUCACCAAACUGCACUGCUUCCCGCUGCUGGAGACGGCCCUCUUCUUCCUCAUGUCCUGGAGUACUUUCCUGCUGGCUGAGGCCUGCGGGUUCACAGGUGUCGUAGCGGUGCUGUUUUGUGGCAUCACCCAGGCUCACUACACCUACAACAACCUCUCUGAAGAGUCCACCAAACGCACCAAGCAGCUCUUUGAGGUCCUUCACUUCCUGGCUGAGAACUUCAUCUUCUCCUACAUGGGUUUGGCUCUGUUCACCUUCCAGAAUCACAUUUUCAGCCCCAUCUUCAUCCUUGGAGCCUUUAUCGCCAUAUUCAUUGGACGAGCUCUCAACAUCUACCCGCUGUCCUUCCUUCUCAACCUCGGUCGAAGGCACAAGAUCAAGGGAAACUUCCAGCACAUGAUGAUGUUUGCUGGUCUGCGUGGGGCGAUGGCGUUUGCUUUGGCCAUCCGGGACACGGCUACCUACGCCCGCCAAAUGAUGUUCACCACCACGCUGCUCAUCGUCUUCUUCACUGUCUGGGUGUUCGGUGGGGGAACCACGCCCAUGCUGUCCUGGCUACACAUCAGAUUUGGGAGCGGCAAAAAAUUACAGGAAGAUCGACGUCAGCAUGGAGAGUGGGAGUACCUCAGGGUCGAUGUGGAUCCAGAUCAGGACCAGCAGCCGUGUGGAGACAGUUUCCAGGUCUUACAGGGGGACGGCUCCCAGGCUGAAGGACAGAGUAAAACCAAGCAGGAGAGUGCGUGGCUCUUCAGAUUGUGGUACACCUUUGAUCACAAUUACCUGAAGCCCAUUCUGACACACAGCGGUCCACCUCUCACCUCCACUCUGCCCAGUUACUGCGGACCGCUGGCCAGCUGUCUGACCAGCCCACAGGCUUACGAGAACCACGAGCAGCUGAGGGACCCCGACACCGACCUCAUCCGCAACGACGCCGACCUGACCUUCACGUUCGGCGACACUUCCAUCACGGCCAACGGGGCCUCGGGCGGGGGGGCGGACGCUGCCGGGGGGUCGGGCUGGAGCGCCAAUGGAAAGAGGAGCGGCAGCACGUCUGAGGAGGCGCUGGAACGUGAGCUGGACUCCCGCGAGCAGGAGCUGCUGAGCCGAGGCACACGGCUGGUUUUCCCCAUCGAGGACCACGUCUGACCUCGACUCCGUCCCCGCCUGAGCCGCCGACCUCCCUGACCCGACCCACGGACCGCCUCGCCCCUCAGCUCCCUCCCCCUCUGUGCAGGCAGAGCGUCCAGUGCUUCAGAGAUAAGACAGAAUGGAGAUAUGGGAGUAGACAGGAGGGUCAGAGUGACUCCCUGUAGGCCGGGGAGCACAGCUCAAGGAGCAUUUCAUCCUCAUUACAGAAAUGGAGUUUAUUCUCCAGGAGAUACGAGCGUCGGGAGAGAAAAUCUCCAUUUGUCUGCUGCAUAAACCGGAGGGAAACCGGGACGUGGGGAGAAAAUGUGCCCAUGCAAGGUUCAAUCUGCACUUCUGAACGUGUGGCUCAGUGAGUUCAGCUGGGAAAGAAGCAGAAAUGUGAUCAGUCUGUCUUCACAGUACACCAGUCAGCAGCGACACAACCCUCAGAGCCCCAAACCCAUCUAGAUGUUGCAGAGGCCUCAGACUAAGUUACAUUUCUACCAUCCAUCCAAAGCUGCUAACAGUCCAGUGUUUGAGAAAGUGUCCAUUCUUUCACACAAAAGCAUUCAUUAGAGGCGCUUGAGGCCUGUGAGGAGCACAGAGCUGGAUGGCGAACACGUUUCCUUCGUCAUGGGUGAAGAACGUGAGCAUGUAAAUAGCUACAAUGCUGAGCUUUGUUCCUCUUUAUCGGGGGCCAGUCGUCUCAGUGCUUUACACCCAAUGACUGUUACAGAUAACGUCUGUGUGUCUUGUCUUUGAGCAGGCUUGGAUCCUUUUCUGUGUUCUGGACUGUUUUUAACACCAAUUUCACAAUCGAGGAACUAAUUUUAUUGUUUCUGAUGAGAAAAGGCUGAUUUCCCCAAACUGUAGAACUAGGCGUGCACCCUAAUGCAGUUUAGGAAAAUACAGAGAAGGCCUUCAUUGUGUUUUGUUUUGUUUUUUUGCAAAAAAUGGUAAUUAAAUGAGAAGAAAAAAAUCAAAUCAUCAAAGGAGCUGCUGCAACUGAACAACACUGUCAUACUGAUAUAUCUGCUGAUGAUUUUCUUAAUUAAUUGCUUCAUUGGUUGAUUUGUUUGAAAGGCCAGUUUUUAUAAAAGGCAAAAUGACAAAAAACAGAUGCAAAUCCUCACAUUGGAGAGGCUAAAACCAGCGAAUGUUUAACUUUUUUGAUUGAAAAAUGACUGAAAUGAUUUAUUUCAACUGACCGACUAAUUCCAUUAGUUGUUUCAGCUCGAUAUUUAAGCGACUUGUUGCAUUUAGAGCUGCCGCACAGCAUAAGAAAGCUGCAAAGUAGUGGCAACCAUAACCACGGCUUUAGCUGUUUUUACUUUGAACUUGUGUCCACAAACUUUCAGACAUGUGAAACUUAAAAUCGGAACUAAAAUAAAAGAGAGAGACCCCUGACACUAACCACAGAACAGGAGAUUAUUAAAAGAAGUGCUUGCAUAUAAACUCACCCUUUACCUGCAUCAGCAGUGUAUCAACGCAUAAACAUUGAUGUCUCUGGGCUGUUUACCCACAUUUUAACCCCAAUAUAUAUAAAUAUUAACACACUUUCAUUAACAGAAAUUCCCAGUUUGUGUUUCCUGUUCUUGCUUGGAGCUUUUCUGAGUUCACAUUUGUCUGCGUACAUUUUCAGUUUAAGAGAAUCGUAUGAGUGAGCUGAUUUUGUGCAACGUGACACAAUGCUUGUCAGGGUACUUUGGGUGUGAUUCUGGUUAAACAAUAGCUCACCAUUUUUGGGAAACUGGUCAAGACUGACAUGGUUUUCAUAUCUGUCUGUUAAAUGUGAAGUGAAGAUGAUUAGUUUCACUUCACACAAAGUCAGAAAACAGUUAGUUUGGUUCUAAAUUAAUCCCUUGAGGCCAAUUGUCACAAAUUCGCGACAUACUACUUUCAUUUAGACUGCCGCCCAGAUAGCGUAUCCAUUCCCCCAGUGCCGGUUUGUGCAUAUUCAGUAUGUACCUAGGAAACUUUUGCAAGCACUGGUUUGUCGUAGGACCAGUCGGAGUGGGACCUAAAUUAUCUGUUGUUAUUGUUAUAUAUAUAUAUCUGUUCUAUGUGUAACAGACAAAUUAACAAUUGCCGCUUAAUUUAGCAUCAGCUGGAAAGCAAAAACACAAAUUCUAUAUUUUUUUAUAUAAUUGUAAAUAAAUUCAGUUCGGUUAACAUGCAAUAAAUAGUUUGUUUAAUCUGCAGAAAAAUUUAAAUGCAAAAUGAGCCCUUGCAUGGAAAAACUGCCUUUUGGUUAAUAUUACUUGUCACAGUACCUAGUGAUGUGAAGAUGGGUGAUACGUUAAAGGAAAACCCAACAUAAACUGUCAUUGUAAGGUGCUGGGCUGCAAAAAGAAGUGUCCAGGUCUCUGAACUCUACUGGGUGGAUAAAACCAGUCCUCUGCAAGAAUUUCCCUUAUUUGGUGUUUUGAUGAUAGUGCUGGGAGCAAAUGUCUAACAUGUUAGUUCAACAUCUUCCAUAGGUGUUCAGUUGGGUUGAGAUCUGGUGACUGUAGUGGCCGUAACAUAUGAUUCACAUCAUUUUUUUGCCGUAUGGGUGGAGAUGUUGUCAUCCUGGAAAACCCCACUUAAGAGGCGAUAAAGGUGAUUGCUCAGAACAACUUCUGAUUGAUUCGCGGUAACCUUUCCCUGUAAAGGAAACAGUGGAGCCACCGGGUCUCCUCAGUGCAGAGGUUUCAAGUUUUUCCUUUAAUUUGUCAUGUUCCUCUGCUGAAAUUGGGUUUUCCAGUACCUCAAAUCAGACUUUAAGGCUCAAUGUGUGACUCCGUAAUUGUGUAGAAGUGUGAUUUAUGUUGUAAAUUGGCACAAAGUACAUAAAAUUUAAAUGAAAACCCAGAACUUUCUCGCUGCACCACAUGAUUAAACUUUGCAUAUUUCAGUCAUUUUAAGAAUUUCUAAUUAGGCACUUGUACUUCUUUAUGGAAAACCCCACAUCAAAUGCUUAAAACAGAGUAUUUUUAUAUAUCUUCAAAACUGCCUGAAGGAGAUCUUUUACCUUUGGACUGAGCAAAAACAACGAGCCAUUUUCUUAUUUCCUGCUCUGUUUUUCUGCUAAACUAACCAGCUGGCAGCAUAGUGAGUGUAUUUUUAGUCUCCUUAUCUAACUCUAUCAGAAAAUUAAGAAAUGCCAAACAACUGUGCAGCUGUUUACCCCAUUCAUUCCCCCUUGACGCACAUGAAUAAUGCUAAAAUCGAGACUUCCUUAAGCUUUCAUUACAAGUAACCCGAUCAUCCGUCUUUCUGAAAACACAGAUAAUGAACAGGAACACACUAUAUGAGGUUCUCCAUUAAUAAAAAGAUGUGAACAGUCUACAGUAUCUGUUUUGGUAUCAUAUUAACCCAUAUGUUCUCAGCGUUAGACUGGUUCUUCCAUUCACUUGUUGCUUCACUGACCUGUGUUAACUCACAGGUCUUCAGUAUUUCACUCUUUGAUUUGUCCCACUUGACAUUUUCAGCAUCUGACCACACAAACGGAUUGAUUUGCAUCGUUCAUGAGUGACACACAUGUUGAAUUAAUAAUACCGGAUCAGUUACUCUUUGGUGAUCUUCUAACCACAUUUCCUCGCUGUUUGCAGUUUUGAAAUUCCUCCUAUGCAGUGCGAUUAUAAGCGGAAACUUGUUGAUUUGCAUAUUUUCCUCCUCAAGAUGCUACAUUGAGCCAAUAAAUGCAACCAGCAGCGUAUUAACUUGCAGCGUCUUGCGGGUUUACAACGCUCCACUCAGAUGCUUCAGAGUGGCACAGCAGCUGGUUUGAUGCAACGGCUGGGAAUCAGAGGUUUUUCUUCUGUUGAUUCUUGCUCCUGAGGGUUGCAUUUUGUCUGGACACCUGAACCGGUCCUCGUUUUAAAUUCACCACAUGGCACGUGUCGCCUUUUGUUUCCCUUCCCUCCGACUGCACACAGAGCCUGUUGCAUUUAUGUAUGAGUACACGGGUGCAGGUGUGAAAGGCAUUACUGUGAAUCCGAGGCUUUCAUGUGAGGGAGAAGCCCCCCUGCACAACUUUGGAGACUCAUACGAGGAAAUGAAUCUGCGUAGUUAUGUAAUCUGUUGCCAAUCUGUAAGCAGUGUGGCUCUUUUAAACUGCAGUGAAGCUCUGUUUAGAAUCAGCUUUUAGUGUCUGACGGAAUAAUCACUUGUUUGACUGUGAUACGGAAGGUUACAAAGCCCCAAGAAACGUACAUACAGCAGAUGUUAUUGUGUGUCUGGAAUGUGAAAAGCAAACUGUGAUUUUCCCCCCCCCAUAAUUCCUGCUGUAUCGGCUGACGUUUGUGCAGAAAAACUCAGACCUGAUCAACAUAGAGGAGUUUUUCCUUCGGGAGCACUUUGUAGACGUCAUGAGCGACUUAAACGACGGCUGAAGACAGAUAAAUGAGCAGAGUUCGGCACUUUACCUCGAGCAGAGGACACUCGUGGGACUCUUAUAUAACCUUCAUGUGCACUCUCCGUUUCUCUCUCCAGACUGUUGUGCUGUCACUUGUCUUGCCGGCUAUAUUUAAAUGCUCUCUGUACCUGAGAAAUACGAGACGUAGCCCGAUCGUCUGUAUGUGCACCUGUUGUCUCUAGCAGCAACUGGCUGCCAGGCCCCAUCCGCCAUCAGUUUGCAUGUCAACAUGUUAAUAAAAAGACUAAUUCUGAGCCACA
Molecule: messenger RNA, 7164 nt
Organism: Amphiprion ocellaris (clown anemonefish)
Lineage: Eukaryota; Metazoa; Chordata; Actinopteri; Pomacentridae
Gene: slc9a7
Product: solute carrier family 9 member 7
Exons: 17
Coding region: 376-2523 (715 amino acids)
Biological process (GO): regulation of pH; proton transmembrane transport; sodium ion transport
Cellular component (GO): recycling endosome; membrane
Molecular function (GO): sodium:proton antiporter activity
Source: RefSeq, a predicted model, not a curated record